Helicoverpa zea (corn earworm) is the source of this 1147-nucleotide messenger RNA. RefSeq lists its product as uncharacterized. The transcript has 4 exons. The coding region runs from base 215 to 955 and encodes 246 amino acids. Lineage: Eukaryota; Metazoa; Arthropoda; Insecta; Lepidoptera; Noctuidae. The record is from RefSeq and is a predicted model, not a curated record.
GACUACUAGACAAUAUUUCAGUUUUUCAGUCGAUGUCAUUUGUUCUAUUUCUCGAUUUGUUUUAUAAAUCUAAAAUACUUCUAUAAAGUAAUAGGGCAGUAUAAAACUCCAUAUAAAUUGAGAUAAUCGAAACUAUAACAGAAUAAAACUGUUUGUAUCCCAGUAAGGCAAUGGAAUGUUGUAAAAAUCUAAUGUUUUGAAACGUAUAUCAACAAUGUCUUCGGGUCUAGAGCAUGAAGAUCUGGAGAAUGUUGCUCUCGUUAGAAUGGAGGAUGUACAACCAUCACGGGACAGGAUAGACAGGACCGUAGACUUGCAGAGCCCGCCAUCUGACGACGAGGAAAUAUUCGAGACGUGUAUUAUUGACAAAGUGGAGUACGACAAUGAAUGCGCGAUUGACGAUGAUAGUGACUCGAAUAUCGGAAGUAUGGUAUCCAUUCAAUCUGAGGAGAUGGUAGAGGAAGAAGAGGAAUCUAGUGAUACUUCAGAAUUGAUUGUUCCCGAGAUUUUGGACCCACCCACAGAGAUAAUAAAUGAACCAGUUCAAAGGCCAAAAGAAGUGAAGACCAAUGCCAAACCAAAUCAAUCAGACAGUUGGCCAACAUUAGAAAUAUUACCAGGUGGCGUUAUUAAAAAUGCUGUUGAUUGCGAAACGUUUCCCUCCAAAACUGCAGACAAAACUCCCCGGAAGGGAGAGAUGAUGUAUGCAUGUGCCAAGUGCCCACAGGUGUUCAAAUACCUGUUCUGUUUGGUUAAACAUGUUAAAUGGCAUGAGGAACAGGCCAAAAUGGUUGAUAGGACACCUAAUUUAAGUACACUGGAAAAAGAGUUGGUGUUAGUAAAAAGAGAGAGAAAUGAUUUAGAUAAGACAUACAAAAUGCAAAAAAUUGAAGUUUAUGCUAGGAUUGCAGCUGCAAUAGAAAAAAUAAAGAAUACAAGACACAUUUUUAAAUAAAAAACUUUUAUACAUUUGAAUCAUGGUUUUAUUUAAUCCUUCAAUAGGCCUACUAAAGUCUACUAAAUCUGUGAUUAGAUGCUUUGAAAUGGAAGCCAAGUGCCAUUCUAACUAAAUUCAUCAGUUCAUAAAAUCAGAUUAUCCUUUUUCAACUUCUCUCAAAAUAGCACUUUUUCAAGAUAGGUUAUCGCC